AUGGAUGCUGAUGGCGGUGCUGCUGCUGCUGCACAAGCAGCAGCAGCAGCAGCAGCAGCAGCAGCAGCAGCAAAAGCAGCACCGACAGCAGCAGCAGCGGGAACAAGGACCGCACCAGCAUCGUCUGCAGCAUUAGCUGCAGCACCAAAUGCAGCAGCAGCGGCAGAAGCAGCAGAAGCAGCGCCAGAAGCCGCAGCAGCACCAGCAGCAGCAGCAGCAGCAGCAGCAGCAGCACUUGCUGCGCCGCCUGCUGCGCCUCUCCGCAUAGGGACAGUAGCUGAGUCGGGCUCUAUUCGUAUUCUGAGGCCUCCCGACUCCGACGACGACGACAGCAGCAGCAGCAGCAGCAGCAGCAGCAGCAGCAGCAGCAGCAGGCCAGCCUUUACCCCGUUGAGGCCGCAGAUGCCCAUUGAGGGUUUGCUGCAGUCGCAUGCAGCAAAAAUGCAGCAGCAGCAGCAGCUGCUGCAGCUGCAGCAAACAGGGAACAUGGGGGGACGCAUCAGCACUGCAGGGCGCAUGGGAGUCUCUAACCAGAGUCGCUUUCGGGAGUUGAUGGCUGCGAACAAGCCGCGGGAAGAUCCGCUGCGUCCGAUUACGCCGGAGGAGCUGGCGAAGCACCGCAAACGCGGAGACUGCUGGAUGGCCCUCGGGGGCGUGGUUUAUGACUUGUCUCCUUACUUGGACUUCCACCCGGGGGGCCCCCAGCUGCUGCUUGCUGCAGCAGGAGAGGAGGCCCUGCAGCAGUUCAAGCAGCGGCACCCCUGGGUCAACUACAAGUACAUUUUGCUCAACUGCCAGGUGGGGCUGCUGCAGCAGCAGGGCCCCUGCAGCAGCAGCAGCAGCAGCAGCAGCAGCAGCAGCGGCAGCAGCAGCGGCGGCGCCGGCAGCACGCUGCUGCCCUUCCUGCCCCCCGCGCCGCUGCCCCUCCUCAGGCGCAGCAGAGACCCUCUUUUGAGGGGGCCCCAAGCCCGCGCGGGGGGCCCCCAGGGGGGCCCCCAGGGGGGCCCCCAGGGGAGCCCCCAGGGGGGCCCCCAGGGGGCCCCCGGGGGCUCUCUGGGGGCCCCCGGGGGGCCCCAGCGGACUCUGCCGCCCACCCUGGAGGAACCCGCAGACCUCGAGGGGCCCCCAGAGGGGCCCCCAGGGCUUGGGGGGCCCCCAGAAGUGGAGGGGGCCCCCAGGACCCCUCAGUUUGGAUCCUGA
This is a messenger RNA of Eimeria necatrix, 1200 nucleotides long. Its product is annotated as cytochrome b5-like heme/steroid binding domain-containing protein, putative. Gene Ontology annotation, molecular function: heme binding. Lineage: Eukaryota; Apicomplexa; Conoidasida; Eucoccidiorida; Eimeriidae. Bases 1 to 1200 code for a protein of 399 amino acids. The transcript has 3 exons. The record is from RefSeq and is a predicted model, not a curated record.